CAACAGAAAUAAGGUACACACUGCUGCAAAAUGAUGGACGUCAAAUAUUUUAUAAUAUUCCAAGUCUUUUUCACUUUUGGAACUUGGAGUUCUUCGGCAAAUGUUUCAACUACUGCUGCUUGUGACAGUAAAAUUUUCUGUCAAGGAUCUAUUCUGCAUACCGUACAGAUGUCUAAAUUAUUUCAUGAUUCUAAGACUUUUGUGGACAUGAAAACUAAAUGCAACUAUGAUGUUAUUGACACACUCUUCAAUUCAACAGAGUGGAGCAAAGAGCCAAACAAUAACAAACUGAAUGAAACCAUCAACACAUGUUUCGAGAAAGAAGAUUCUGAAUUAAUAAAAUGGAUUCCUACUGAUUGGGUCAAAAAUCCAAAAUUUCUUGAAAGCAUUAAGGAUAAUGUUUUAAAAGGCUGGGCAUAUAAAAUAAAUCUAAUAUGGAAAGAACUCGGUAGAACGAUCAUAGAUGACGUCCGCUUGAAACCCACGAAUUAUUCAUUAAUCUACGUUCCAAAUCCCUUUAUAAUACCAGGUGGUAGAUUCCGUGAAAUAUAUUAUUGGGACUCUUUCUGGAUAAUUAGAGGCUUAUUAAUAUGCGAAAUGCAUAUAACUGCAAAAGGUAUGAUAAGUAAUUAUAUCUCAAUGAUUAAAACGUUUGGACAUGUACCAAACGGAGGUAGAAUUUACUAUGCUAAGCGAUCUCAGCCCCCUAUGAUUACACCCAUGAUCAAAAGUUAUGUCGAUGCAACAAAUGACAUGACAUUUGUGAUAGAAAAUAUUCAUGCAUUAGAAAUUGAAUUCCAGUACUGGAUGACACAGCACAACGUAACAAUUAGCAAAAACGGAAAAAAUUACACGCUUGCAGUAUACAGGGAUUAUUCAACAGGACCACGACCCGAAUCAUACAGGGAAGACAUAACGAAGGCACAAUUCUUUAAAACUGAAAGUGAAAGAGAAAACUUUUACUCCGAGAUCAAGGCUGCAGCGGAAUCGGGUUGGGACUUUUCGAGCCGUUGGUUCAUCCUAAAUGGAACAAAUAAAGGAAACAUCACAAAUACAAAAACGAGGUCAAUUGUCCCUGUAGAGUUAAAUGCCUUAAUGUUUUGGAAUGCAAAAAUAUUGAGUGAUUUUUACCGAGAGAUGAAUAACACUGUAAAGGCUUUGAAAUACGAAAACAUUUCUUUGGAAUGGAACGAAGCAGUGACAGCUGUUCUUUGGGAUGAAGAAAUCGGAGUAUGGUUAGACUUUGAUGUAAUUAAUAAUAUCAAACGUAAAUAUUUUUAUCCUACAAACAUAUCACCAUUAUGGACUGGGUGUUAUGCGAAAAAUCAAACCGAAUACUUCGUCACAAGAGUGCUUGACUAUUUGAACCAAGCGGAUGUACUGAAGACUCCUGGGGGCAUACCAACCACACUUAGCAAAUCGGCUGAACAGUGGGAUCAGCCGAAUGCUUGGCCCCCACUCCAAUACAUCACAGUUAUGGCGUUAGAGAGCACUGGUCAUAAAGACGCGAAAAAAAUUGCGUCAGAACUAGCGUCCAAAUGGUUAUGCACAAAUUAUGUUCCAUUUUACAACACUUCUAAGAUGUAUGAAAAAUACCGAGUGGAUGCAGGCGGUGAAAUAGGAAAAAGUUCGGGAGAAUAUAAAAUCCAAGAUGGUUUUGGCUGGUCGAACGGAAUCGUGUUGGAAUUUCUCCAAUUAUACAAUUCUACAGCCUCAGUACAAAAUUGGGAUGUAACGGCAAAAAACUGCAGUGAUGUAUUGAAGAAACUAAUCAAUUCAAAGAAGAGUAAUGAUAAUACAAAAGUAGAUCAUACUUGAUGUAA
This is a messenger RNA of Metopolophium dirhodum (rose-grain aphid), 1823 nucleotides long. RefSeq names its product trehalase-like. The record is from RefSeq and is a predicted model, not a curated record. Lineage: Eukaryota; Metazoa; Arthropoda; Insecta; Hemiptera; Aphididae. Bases 31 to 1818 code for a protein of 595 amino acids. Gene Ontology annotation, biological process: trehalose catabolic process. Gene Ontology annotation, molecular function: alpha,alpha-trehalase activity. The transcript has 5 exons.